AUGGCAGAUUCAUUUCUUAACACAAGUACACAAAGGUAUGCAUUGGUGACAGGGGCAAAUGGGGGAAUUGGGUUUGAGAUCUGCAAACAGUUAGCCUCAAGAGGAAUUAUGGUGGUGUUAACAGACAAGGAUGAGCAGAAAUGCAUUGAAGCUCAAGAAAGGCUAAAGGAAUUUGGGUUUUCAGAUAGAUUUGUUUUUCACCAACUUGAUGUUGUGGACUCCAAUAGCAUUACAUCCAUUUAUGACUUUAUUAAAUCCAAAUUUGGGAGGCUUGAUAUUUUGGUGAAUAAUGCUGGUGUUUCUGGAAUAGCAAGGGUAGAAGGAGAUCCUUUGAUUGUUGAAGAGUUAAUAUUAGCUUCACUUUCUGAUGAGCCACAAGGAGAUGGAGCUAAAGCAAAUGGAAGUGUAAUACAGACUUAUGAGGGUGCCCAAGAAUGUCUGCAGACAAACUAUUAUGGUGCAAACAGAACAACUGAAGCUCUCAUUCCACUCUUAAAAUUAUCAGAUUCACCAAGAAUUGUUAAUAUCUCCUCUUCACUUGGACUUUUGAAGGUUUUCUCGAGCGAGUGGGUUAAACGUGUCUUGAGCGACCCAGAGAACCUCACCGAAGAGAAAAUAGACGAGGUGGUGAAGAAUUUCCUCAAGAGCUUCAAAGAAGGCUCGCUCGAAGGUGAUGGCUGGCCAACUCAGCUUUCGUCUUACAAAGUGUCGAAAGCAGCCUUAAGCGCGUACACGAGGCUCAUGGCUAGAAAAUAUCCGAGUUUUCGCAUAAACUGCGUUUGCCCGGGUUUUGUGAGGACUAACAUCACUUGUAAUCAAGGCUUUUUAAGCGCGGACGAAGCUGCCGAAGCCCCUGUGAAGCUUGCGCUCGUUCCCCAUGGGGGCCCGUCCGGCUUGUUCUUCAGGCGAUUCAAGGUUUCGCCUUUCUGA
This is a messenger RNA of Striga hermonthica, 930 nucleotides long. The record is from the annotation of a GenBank genome assembly. Lineage: Eukaryota; Viridiplantae; Streptophyta; Magnoliopsida; Lamiales; Orobanchaceae.